Molecule: messenger RNA, 426 nt
Organism: Cladophialophora psammophila CBS 110553
Lineage: Eukaryota; Fungi; Ascomycota; Eurotiomycetes; Chaetothyriales; Herpotrichiellaceae
Exons: 2
Coding region: 1-426 (141 amino acids)
Source: RefSeq, a predicted model, not a curated record
AUGACGCCAACAUCUCUCCUUGGAUCAGGCAAGCAUGAUCCAUUUGCCAUGUGUUCUUUCACGAGCACAAGAGAAGACUACAAGCUUUUUCAUUUCUUUCACAAUACCGUCACGGAGAUCGUUUACCGUUUCGGUCUGGCGGCACCUUUAUUCUACUUACGACUAGUUUCACAACAAUUCAUCCACGAUGAGGCUGUCAUACAACUGAUUCUGGCACUUUCGAGUUAUGCCUGGUCCAACUUAUUCGGAAAAGACGAAUGCUACGAGAGAAAGGGGCUGAUGCAUAAAAUCAAGGGUAUGGAGCUCGUCAUCAAGAAGCUGGGACAUCCACAAUCCGCCAUCUCAGAUAGCACUAUUCAGGCAGCAAUCAUCUUAUCCGCAAUUGAGGUGAGUAUUAAUGCUGAAGUACCCAUUAGAACGUACUAA